AAUCGUGAUACCAUUCGAUUGUGCAGCAGUUUGUGCAUAUCUGUUUUGCUAUAUGACCAUUGGAUCAGGAAGAGUACAAGAGAAAUUUAUGUUAUGUUCUCAAAACCCGGAUUCCGCUCAGGGCUUCAGUAAAGACGACAGAAAGGCUAUUCACGAGUUCCUUAGAUUGCGAUAUCAAGGGAAACUAGGCUCGGAAACAAGCGAGAAAGGCAUCGAAGUCAGUUACUGCGGUGUAAAUAGUAAGGGAAGGAAACGGAAGAGGUGGUUUAAAGACUGCCCAAAUCAUUGCUAUUUUACCCUGGCUAAGGAAAACAAGGAUACAAUAAGUCAUGAUUGGUGCGCUAUCGUCGUUCUCCGCAAUAAUAUCUCACUUUCAAGCGUAACAACGAAUACCUUUCGAACACAUGGCAUCAAAGAUCGUCGUGCAGUUACUUGUCAGCGAGUUAGCUGUAACAGGAUAGAAAAAGAGCGCAUAUUGAGCUUGAAUCCACGCCUUAGAGACAUUCUAGUGUACGACUUCAGCUAUGAUGAUAAGGAGUUAAAAAUGGGUGGGCAUUGGGGAAAUCGCUUCAGCAUCAUAUUAAGGCAUGAUUUUUUCUAUAUCUUCAGGGAUGCUCUAAGUAUACCUCCUGCAAACCAAGACAUCCUUGAGCAAAGGUUGAAAGAACUUGGACAAGACGGGUUUAUUAAUUAUUUUGGUACCCAAAGAUUCGGAUCUUGCGACACUAAUACUGCAACUGUUGGGAAACAUAUUCUGCGCCGAGAUUGGGAAGCGGCUAUUCGGUUGAUUUUGUCAAAUGAACAUUUGCCAGGCAAGGAAUUAUGGCUACCCUUUUCUCACUUUUUGGUUAUUUCUAUUUAUGUUGUUUGUUUCGUUUAUUACUCUCUCGCAUCUUCAAUUCAAUACAAGUAUUCAUAUGAAGUGAAAUUGUUCUGGUAUACAUUCAGAGAUCGCCUUGGAUAUCUGGGAACUGUUGGAGAUGCAGUGCGGUGUUGGGAGAAAACUGGAGACGCUUCGCAAGCUCUCAAGAAGUUAAAGGGCAGUCAGGCUUUUGCAUCCAUAGAAGCGAUCAUAUUCAAAUGUUUAUCCAAGGGGGGCACUUGGCAGAAGGUUUGUCUAGUCUUGGUUUAGCU
This is a messenger RNA of Strongylus vulgaris, 1134 nucleotides long. The record is from the annotation of a GenBank genome assembly. NCBI's taxonomy places the organism in Eukaryota, Metazoa, Nematoda, Chromadorea, Rhabditida, Strongylidae.